GUACUACUUACUCCCGUCGAUACAACUCCAUGUACCAUUUUGAUUAUUUCCUCGUUAAGGUUCUAACCCAAUGAAUCUUCUGUAAAUAUAUUUGGGCCAAAUAGUCCAUGAUCCAAAGUACCCAAGACAAUAUAUCCGAUGCAAAUGCAUCCCGAUGAUAGUUAUACACACCAGUAAAUCUAAGCCGUCAAACGCCUGGUGAUAACUUCAAAAACCCUAAGCCCAGUUUUCACAUUGCUGAAAGCCUAGAGCGAGCCGAGCCUCUUCGCGUGUGUCAUCGGACGUAAGUCGCUAGUGCGCUCGCCGGAGGUUAAUCGCCGAUCCGUGAAGAUGUAUACAUCUUUGACAAAAAUUCGCAAGGAUAAGGCUGCCGAACCUACUGAAUUUGAGGAGUCCGUUGCACAGGCUUUGUUUGAUUUGGAAAAUACCAAUCAAGAGCUCAAGAGUGAUUUGAAAGACCUGUACAUCAAUUCUGCACUACAAAUUGAUGUCUCUGGAAACAGAAAGGCUGUGGUUAUCCAUGUGCCAUACAGACUGAGAAAGGCUUUCCGCAAAAUUCAUGUCAGGCUUGUCAGGGAGCUGGAAAAAAAAUUCAGCGGGAAGGAUGUGAUUGUAAUUGCUACACGAAGGAUUGUGAGGCCCCCAAAGAAAGGGGCUGCUGUUCAAAGACCACGUAGUAGGACGCUCACUGCUGUCCAUGAGGCCAUAUUGGAGGAUGUUGUUGUCCCUGCUGAAAUUGUUGGAAAGCGUGUCCGGUACCGAAUUGAUGGAUCCAAGAUAAUGAAGAUCCUCUUGGACCCGAAACAGAAGAAUGACACAGAAUACAAGCUGGAAACAUUUUCUGCUGUAUACCGAAAACUUUCAGGCAAAGAUGUUGUCUUUGAGUACCCCAGUGCUGAGGCUUAGAUCUGUUCUACCAUAUUUUUGGCAUUGUUAUUGUUACUGAUGUGAACUGGAUUCUACGAAGUUCUUUUAGCAAUAUUGGAGUUUGUAGUUUUUUUUUUUUGUUUAGUAGAAAGGAAGGCCGCAUCGGAUUAAAAUGUCAUCUACAUUAAGGGUGUUUCUUUGUCCAAAGAUUUCAUUGUGCGUAUUUUAUCCCGUUACUGUAUUGCUGAUUAAUUUUGAGAUUACUUUUUCAU
Cuscuta epithymum is the source of this 1139-nucleotide messenger RNA. The record is from the annotation of a GenBank genome assembly. NCBI's taxonomy places the organism in Eukaryota, Viridiplantae, Streptophyta, Magnoliopsida, Solanales, Convolvulaceae.